CCCCCAACAACGCAACCAUGUCUUCCGCCGCCGACUCCGCAGUCAGGCACCAGGCCGUUGUGCCGGAUAAGCUGCCCACGGGAGAGUACCCUCUCAUCGACAAUGACCCCCACAUUUCCCGCGUAAUUCGGUACGCGCGCCCGUCGGAUUGGGCGUACGGCGCGGCCCUCGGAGCCCUAAGCCCGGGUCUGAUGCUGUACUGGGAAAAGAUGUCACCGUCGAUGGUGGGCAAGGGCGGAUUUGCGCCCAUCAUGCGGCUCAGCGGCGCCGUUGGUGUGACUGGCUGCUUCAUGUUUGCCUACUCGAGGUCAUGCAUGCGUUUCUAUGGCGCGCGCGAGAACCGGCGCGAGGUAGACAUGGAUAUGCGCGAGAUGGUGGACAAGGUCAAAAAGGGCGAGCCGCUAUAUGGGAAAUCCGAAAUGUCAGAGUACUUGCAGGGAGUUGCUCACCGAAACUCGCGCUACGCCGCUACAUUUUCCCACGUCAUUCCAUGGCCAAACUUGGUUCACCACCCGUACCACGGCAUCGAUACCGCAAAGUACUACCGCCAGGCUGAGUUGGAGCUGGAGCAGGAGAGACUCGCUAGGGAAGGCCGAUAGAAAAAAAAGCUGCCCCCAAACCCGAGACCAAAGGAAGAGCGUAUUUUUGUUCUAGUCACAUGGCUGUACAUAGGUUAAAACAAGCCAAGUCAGAGUGUAUC
Messenger RNA from Exserohilum turcica Et28A, 700 nucleotides. RefSeq lists its product as uncharacterized. Lineage: Eukaryota; Fungi; Ascomycota; Dothideomycetes; Pleosporales; Pleosporaceae. The transcript is spliced from 4 exons. Bases 18 to 599 code for a protein of 193 amino acids. The record is from RefSeq and is a predicted model, not a curated record.